AAGUGAGCGAGCUCGAGCCUGCUCGAACGGUCUCCACCCACGCCGCGUCUUCUCCCUUCCCGCCUCGUGCGCGUGAGAGGGCCGGUCGUAGGGUGGUGCUUCUUGCGCGUGCGCGGCCCCUGCUUUACUUGCUUGCUCGCUCGCCCGCCCGAGGGAAUUGAGCGGCGCGGAGGGAAGGAAAGGGGAGGGGGGAAGGAAAAGGGGGAGUGGGCCGCUCGCUCUCUGUGGCGCUGCUGUGAGCAGGAGCCGGAGCGUGAGGGGAGAGCGGGCCAGCGCUGGGGAGGCCGGCUGAAGCGAUGAGCGCUCGGUUCCCCUCCAGGACCAGCCAGGAGGAACAGCAGCAGCAGCAGCCGCGGCGGCGGCUGUCGUCGCCUCCCUUCCCCGCGUGAAUGAACUGAGGCGAGGCCGUCCUCGCCGGCUCGGCCCGGCCCGGUCUGGCCCAGGCGUCCGCGCCGCGCUUGGGAACGCGCAGCUGCAGCCGCCGCAGCCCUCUUUCUCCCUUCCUGGCCGCCGGGGCAGCAGCAGCGGGAACCGAAAGGACAAGACAUCAUGGGAGCAUUUUUAGAUAAGCCAAAGAUGGAGAAGCACAAUGCCCAAGGCCAGGGCAAUGGACUACGUUAUGGGCUAAGUAGUAUGCAAGGUUGGCGAGUUGAGAUGGAGGAUGCACAUACAGCUGUCAUUGGCUUACCAAAUGGACUGGAUGGAUGGUCUUUUUUUGCUGUGUAUGAUGGGCAUGCCGGAUCCCAAGUUGCCAAAUAUUGCUGUGAGCAUUUAUUAGAUCACAUCACAAGCAAUCAUGAUUUUAAAGGGCGUGGUGCUUCACCAUCUGUGGAAAGUGUAAAGACUGGAAUCAGAACAGGUUUUCUGCAAAUUGAUGAACAAAUGAGGAUACUCUCUGAGAAGAAACAUGGUGCAGACAGAAGCGGGUCAACAGCUGUGGGAGUCCUGAUUUCUCCCCAGUACACUUAUUUUAUCAACUGUGGAGACUCUAGGGGUUUACUUUGUAGAAACAGGAAGGUUUAUUUCUUUACACAAGAUCACAAACCAAAUAAUCCACUGGAGAAGGAGCGUAUACAGAAUGCAGGAGGUUCAGUUAUGAUUCAGCGUGUGAAUGGAUCACUUGCUGUGUCUAGAGCACUUGGCGACUUUGAUUACAAAUGUGUCCAUGGGAAAGGCCCUACAGAGCAGCUUGUUUCUCCUGAGCCUGAAGUCUAUGAAAUUGAGAGAUCAGAAGAUGACGAUCAGUUUAUCAUACUGGCUUGUGAUGGUAUCUGGGAUGUUAUGGGAAAUGAAGAGCUGUGUGAAUUUGUAAGAUCAAGACUUGAAGUCACUGAUGACCUUGAGAGAGUAUGCAAUGAGAUAGUCGACACCUGCUUGUAUAAGGGAAGCCGAGACAACAUGAGUGUGAUAUUGAUCUGUUUUCCAAAUGCACCAAAGGUAUUGCCAGAGGCAGUGAAGAGAGAGGCAGAGCUGGACAAGUUCCUGGAAAGCAGAGUAGAAGAGAUCAUAAAGAAGCAGGGAGAAGGAGUGCCAGACUUAGUCCACGUCAUGCGUACGUUGCAAACGGAGAGCAUCCCAAACCUUCCUCCAGGGGGUGAAUUGGCGAGCAAACGGAGUGUGAUUGAAGCAGUUUAUAACAGACUGAAUCCUUAUAGAAAUGAUGAUGCUGAUUCUGCAUCAACCGAUGAUAUGUGGUAAAGCUGCCAUCUAAAGUGUGGAGUUUACAUCCAUCCUCUCCAUGGAAAAUACAGCCAACCCACAGUGAACCCUUCUUAACAUCCAUCCUCUACCUUACUGAAAAGAAGGGGAAAGGUGUGUUGGUGGAAGUGAUGACACCGGGAAACAGCAGUCCAACACUUAGCCCAGGAACUCAUGGUCUGUUUUGCAAAUGGACUUCUGUAAACGUGAUAUUGAAACCAUCAUGUUGUAAAUUGGACUCUAAGCAAUUUAUGUUGUAUUAUUUCGUUUUGUAAAGUGCAAUUGUGGUUGUACAAAAUGCUUAUUUAAUAAUGAACUGCUUUACAUCACUUAAGGUUAGAUUGAAAUCCUUGGUGGUUUGCUCAGUGCAACAAAUAUCUAGCCCUUUCCAUUCAUAUUUGUGGUUCUUGCUUGCUGGGAGCAGCAACCUAGCCAGCUUAAGUGCUCAGGAGGUGCAUAGAAACUGUGUAAAGCAGGGGUUCUCAAACCUGGGGCCCCAGAUGUUGUUAGACUUCAGUUCCCAUAAUCCUGAGCCACAGCGGCCUUUGGUCAUUGUGGCUGGGAAUUAUGGGAGUUAGAAGUCCAGCAACAUCUUGGGACCCAAGUUUGAGAUCUCCUGGUGUAAAGGAUAUUUUAUAUAAAGUUGAACCUCAAAGGCUGAUCAUUGCAAGUUCUGGAUGGAAAAUAAGUGGUACACAGUUCAUUCUCCACCAGACUUAAACUGUAUCAUUUUUGAAAAAAAUCCUGUGGGGCCUAAAACUCCCUUUGUAAUCUGUGGGGAGUUCAGCAAAAAUAGGAAUAAGUUUGGCAGCCUUGUAAAAUAGCUAUAAAAACUACAGAUCAUGAGGGUUAAAAUGCCUUGAGUAUUUGCAAAUUUUUUAAAAAGAGGAAAUAUUUUAUCUUCAGUUAAUCGUCAGUUAUGUAAGAGGCUACAUCUUUCUAUAUUUAGUGUGGGUCUGCACCAUUUUUGCUAUCCUGACUGGCUGGGUUGGCUGCUGUUCCAAGUAAAAUACUUUGAAUUCCAUUUUAUCAAUAAAGCUUGAUUUAACAAACAAGAAAUUUAACAGUGUAUGUGUAACCCCCCCCCCUUUUUUUGGUUUGUUUUCUGAAAUACUUGUAAAUGAGAUGUCAUAUGUGGAUACAUAUUUUUAAUUAACUAAUUGCCCAUUUAUGAAAUGGAAAGAACUCUUGACUGUUGCCCAAGGCACAGGUGGACUUUUUCCCAGUUAGUGGGCUUAAUAUAGUUUGAAAAAUUGAAUAAUCUUUUUACAUGGGUUUCUUUCAGGAUUUUUGCUUUGAGAGAACCACGUGAGCUUAUACUUGCCUCUUGUUAAUGAAAACUAAUUUGUCAGAGCCUGACAAUCUUACCUUUUAUGGUAUGUUUUGUAUGACCCGUUGACUUAGAACAAAAAAACCCCUAGUGAUUUAACAGUAUGUGUGAUUUAAAAAACAGCAUGUUCAGAAUAUUUAACUGUUGAGAUAAUUCUAAUUUUUAAAAAAUAUAAAAUAAUACAACUAAUUUGACUUGACUUUUCUCCUACCAAACAUACACAAAUAACUUUUCAAAUCAGUUGUGUUUGCAGAGCUACUGUUUUGUGCACCUUGUAUUUUGUCUUUUUAAAGUUGAAAAUAUUGUAUGAUUACUAUGUAGCUUUCUUUAAUCUUUCAGUCAACAGGUGCCCCAAAGGAAAAUCAAGAAAAUAUAUAAAUAGGUUAUAGCGAUGUAGCUAGAACAAUUUUUAAAAAGGUGUAAAAUAUACCUUUUUAUAGGAAGCAAUGUACAAUGCGUUUUUCUAUAUCUGUCUUUCCCCCUAACUUUGAAAUAUACAGUUGUGUGUAUAUAUAGCCUUAAAACUAUUGCAGAGUUAGGGAGUGUUGAACAGUGAAAAAGUAACUUAAUCGUGUCUCAAUUAAGGGUAGCAUUAUACCAGCAAACAUUUUAUCCCUCUUGUUUGUGUGAGAUGCUUAACCUUAAAAUCAUUGUAUUCAGUUUGUACCCUGUUCAAGCAUGAAUGAAGAAAGCAUAAGCACUAUUUGUAUUUAUAAAUUUAUAGCAAUUUUGGGUUAAAGAACCAAUUCCUCACCCUAUCUACAAAUAAAUGCUUAAAAUGUACAAUUUUGUUGAGUUCGAACUAUAACCAUGUCAAAUGUAUAGCUUCACAAGCACCUAAUUAAGAGAGAUGUAUUUGAAGUACUACAUGGUAAGCUAGUUAAGAAGGCCUGAACUGGCUUUAGGAUUGGAAAAAGAAUUCUGCUCCUUUUUCCAUGUAAACUGAGGUAUAGUUCUAAAAAUGGCAAAACCUCAGACUGGACUGUGGUAACAAAGGUUUAAAAUGUUUUUAAAAAUCACAAGUUGAAAGCCAUAUGUUAAGCAACAAUAAUUUAGAAUGUCAUAAUGACAUAGCACAUGUUCCAAACUUACUACAGGUGCACCCUUCUAAAAAAAGAACCUUUUUUCUACUGUUGCUACUAGUGCUGUAAAAAGGGUUGGGGAUAAGAGGCACAGCAGUUGUAGAUUGCCUUCCCUUAGGUUUGGCACUUUAAAGUGGUCAAAGCACUGUGUCAGUUAUGCCUGCUUAAUUCACUGCUCUUUUAUGUAUACCAAAAUGAGAUUAAAUUCAUAUAUUCAGCGCAUCACAUAUUCUGUCAAAGGACUCACUCUUGUUCAUUAGUCUGCAAAAAGAAAAAAAAGGCACUUUUCAUUUUUGCAACUUUUUUUAAUGCUAAAAAUGUUGGAACACCUCAGGGGCAAUGCAGCAAAGUUUUGAAGAAUUGUGUGCUAUUUAUUUCCCUAACUGGAGAGGGAGGAGUGGAUUCCUGUGUGCUGACAAAAUAAAGUAAUAUGAUGGUCCCAAA
Messenger RNA from Hemicordylus capensis (graceful crag lizard), 4554 nucleotides. It is a transcript of the gene PPM1A, whose product is annotated as protein phosphatase, Mg2+/Mn2+ dependent 1A. Gene Ontology annotation, molecular function: magnesium ion binding; manganese ion binding; protein serine/threonine phosphatase activity. The transcript is spliced from 6 exons. The record is from RefSeq and is a predicted model, not a curated record. Bases 550 to 1698 code for a protein of 382 amino acids. NCBI's taxonomy places the organism in Eukaryota, Metazoa, Chordata, Lepidosauria, Squamata, Cordylidae. Gene Ontology annotation, biological process: negative regulation of canonical NF-kappaB signal transduction; positive regulation of canonical NF-kappaB signal transduction; positive regulation of canonical Wnt signaling pathway. Gene Ontology annotation, cellular component: nucleus; cytosol.